Molecule: messenger RNA, 3269 nt
Organism: Gavialis gangeticus (Gharial)
Lineage: Eukaryota; Metazoa; Chordata; Crocodylia; Gavialidae
Gene: FAIM2
Product: Fas apoptotic inhibitory molecule 2
Exons: 12
Coding region: 217-1152 (311 amino acids)
Biological process (GO): negative regulation of apoptotic signaling pathway
Cellular component (GO): membrane; Golgi apparatus; endoplasmic reticulum
Source: RefSeq, a predicted model, not a curated record
CUUCCCCUGUCUUGCGGGCUGGAAAUGGUACAGUCCUCUUUCCAGCCGGCUGGCAGCUCGGUGGAUGUUGCUAGAAUGUAAAAGCAUCAGCGGAGGCUGCAGCGACUGCAUCCAGCCACCCUACGACCAGGCAGACACCGACCAGGCGUGACAGGCGCUCCCUCUCCCCGGCUCACCCCGGCGCAGCCCAGGAGUCUGCGUCACAAGCAAGGCACCAUGACUCAGGGGAAGCUCUCCGUGAACAACAAGCCUCCCAACUCCAAUGGGCAAGAAGACAAGAGGGACAAUGCGGUGGCCCCCUCAGCACCCCCCAGCUACGAGGAGGCAACGUCAGGGGAAGGAAUGAAAGCGGGGGCCUACCCCACUCCGCCUUCAGUGCCGCUCCAUCCCAGCUGGGCCUACGUGGACCCAAGUACCAGCCCAAGCUAUGGCAGUGGAGGGUACCCAGGGGACACCGAGAUGCUCACCACCUUCAGCUGGGAUGACAGAAAUGUGCGCAGAGUGUUCAUCAGAAAGGUUUAUGCCAUUCUCAUGGUCCAGCUGCUGGUCACGGUCAACAUCGUGGCUUUCUUCACCUUCUGUGAUCCGGUCAAAGACUACAUCCAGACCCACCCAGCCUGGUACUGGGCCUCCUAUGCUGUGUUCUUCGUGACGUACAUGAUUCUGGCUUGCUGCUCUGGACCCAGGAGGUAUUUCCCAUGGAAUCUGAUCCUCUUGAGUAUCUUUACGCUCUCCAUGUCCUAUCUCACUGGGAUGCUCUCCAGCUAUUACGACACUAAGUCAGUCCUCUUGUGCCUGGGAAUCACAGCCCUGGUGUGCCUCUCUGUCACCAUCUUCAGCUUCCAGACCAAGUAUGACUUCACCUCCUGCCAGGGCGUCCUCUUCGUGAUGCUGAUGGUGCUGGUCUUCGGUGGAAUCAUCAUGGCUGUGAUUCUCCCCUUCCAAUAUGUCCCCUGGCUCCAUGCUAUAUAUGCGGUACUGGGUGCAAUCCUCUUUACCAUGUUCCUGGCGUUUGACAUGCAGAUGCUGAUGGGGAACCGCCGGUAUGCACUGAGCCCGGAGGAGUAUAUCUUCGGUGCCCUCAACAUCUACCUGGACAUCAUCUACAUCUUCUCCUUCCUCCUGCAGUUCUUUGGCUCGAGCCAGGAGUGAGCGCAGCCAGGAGGCUCCUGCUGCCCCCUGACAACGCACAAACAUGUCAAAGAAAAAAGAGAAAACAAAGAAAAUAGAAAAAAAUAACCAACCUUUUUGGCCCCUUAGGCUCCAUUCCAUCAACUGAGCACAGCUCCCUGGGUUCCUUCUGCAGCUUGUAUAUAUGCUGUUAACCCUCUGUGACUUGGAAAGCAAACUAGGGCUUCAAUGCUAUGCCUCCCCUGUCUGUGCCCUGAAAUCAAACUUGAGCUGGGGCUGUAGGAGGAGUAGGGCACCAGUCCAGAGGCUUGCUCUUCCAAAGGCAGCAGAUUUCCCCAUCUAGAUUUCAGUAUGUUGCCUGCUACUGAGAAGUUCAGACUCACUUGGAGAGGAUGGGGGUUGGGAAUGGGUUGGGUCCCUGGCAGGGCAAUUGGCUGGGGCAAAGAAGAGACUAGGUGAAGGGAUCCUUGGAUCUGAGGGGUUUUAAGAUGCCCUAAACACUCACCCUUGCUCCCUUCCUGUCUGCACUUGUGUACAGAAUCACACGCCUUUUAGCAGUAACUCAGCCCAAAAGAAAGUGAUGCCUCUUAGACAGGCUUAGGUGCAGGAGAUGUACCCGCUGGGUGCAAAGAUGGUUGCUGUUCAUCUGAUGUAGCCCCAUAAAAGACCUCAUAAAUUAUCUCCUCUGUUUCCCUUCCAUGUGAUUCCCCAUCAAAGGCUAUACCCCAGGCCAGCUCUGUCUGGUCACUGAUGCCACUGACCUAUACCUAGGGCAUGAUUAGACUGGGGCUGUUUUAAGGCCUAGAUUACUGAUGUGGGAGUCAGGACCAUAUGGAGGGUAGAAAAGCCUGGCUCAGUAUUGUUCAAUGGGGAGAGAAAGGGCCAUGGCAGGAUCCUGACUUCAUGGGAGAGGAGGUCCUGGGAUGGAAAAGGUGGCCAGGGAGAAAACAGUGAGGCCAGACCCAGACUUGCAUGUCCACCAUAUGGGAUCCAGGACCUUGGGCUAUCUUCACCCAUGGCAUAUACCUGGGUGAAUGUCCCCAGCUUGGAAAAGGACAAAGGGUCUUGGACCACAGUGCAAUACAGGCAUGCCCCAUGGGUGGCUUUCUGGGCAGCAGGUUGGACCUAGGGAGCUGGAGAAGUUGUCUUUGCUGUGCAUGGAGAAUGCUCUACCCCCACCUGUAUGGGGUAGCUUGAAUGCCAUUGACCAAGCCUCCAUGGCCCCCACUUCCAUGACUCCAACCCUACUCCUUUCUCCUUUUGGGUGCUCUGGCCACUGAGUAAGGCAGAGGGGCAGCAGAAGGCCAUUUCUGAGCUACUGAGACUGUGGGGAAUGUUACAGCUCAUAAAUAUUGGAGUCGUGUUCAUUUUGCAUGACCCAGGAACUGCAGAGAGUGCCAAGAACAUGCUCCAUAAAGCAGGAUCUCCAUGCGACAGCUUGGGCCCCUGCUGUGUAUGAAUUUGCAUCCAGCGUGGAUUCCUCUCCCUGCUCUUUGCUGUACCACUGCCCGGGAACGCAUGUGGUACCCCAGGAACAAGGUGGACCCCACAGCAUGUUACUCAGCCCACUGCUUGACCGUAGCAGCAAGGGCAUCCCGAAUGGAGGCUGCUGCAGUGUCAGAUUUUGAGGAUGGAGAAGGAUCUGAGUUGCAUCCAGACAGGACAUCCCUUAAUAAUAAUAAUAAUAAUAAUAAAAAAAAAAAAGUCCAUAUCACCAGCAAGGAUUUUUUUUUUAAAGGAGCUACUCAGCAUUUUCUCUCCCAUCGUUGCAUCUUCAAGGGAAUCCAGCCCAGGUCCUUAGAAGAUGAUCUGAGCUAAGCACGACCGAUGCUUCAAGAAGUGCCCAAGAUGUACACCUGUCCCUAAGGACCACUGCGGUGACAUUCAGUAGAUCCAUCUGGAAUGGGGCCCAGGUUUACAAAGCCUGCUAAGAGAUGCAGAGCACUCCUCCUGACUCACCCUGGCAGCCAGGCCAGGCAGGUCCUAUUAGCAGCCACCCAAGCUAGAAAAACCAUUUGCUAUUUAAGAGGUUGUGUGAGAAAUCCCCAAGGAGCACCUGGGUGAAGCUGAGCAGGUUGGUGUCUGAAGAGCAGGGCCGGGAGGGGAGGAGUGGACUAUUUAAAAGGUUCAGUGAACUG